GUUCACUUCUCUUUCUCUCUCUCUCUCUCGCUCUCUGUUCGGCCGCCGUCGAUGGCCGCCUCCGGCGCCGCCAAGACCUUCAUGCAGUCUCUGAAGCGGUUCUUCAAGAAGCCAUGGGAGAUCACUGGUCCCUGCGCUGGUCCUGAGUACCGCGAUGCUAUACCGAUGGCACUCGAGUACCGCCGUUUCUGCCCCGCCACCGCGCCGGUGAAAGCCAUAAUCCCCACAUCUGACCCUGAGACUGUCUAUGAUAUCAAGUAUUAUACUCGUGAUCGACGCCGUGAUCGUCCCCCUGUUCGAAGGACCGUGCUCCGUAAAGCUGAUGUGGAGAAGAUGAUGGCCGAGAAGACUUUCGAUCUUGGGGAUUUCCCUAGGGUUUAUUUGACCGCCAAGGUGGAGGAGGAUGAAAAUGCCUGCGGUGGUGGUUACCAGAAAUAGGCCAUGGAACUCCUCGGCUUCACUACUUUAAGGAAGCGCAAUGUUUUUCCAUGUACUCUUGUUUUUCGUAUAUGAGACAUUACUUCUAUUUGACUCAAGUCGUAUGACAAUAAGCUUAUCGAAUUCGUAUUGUUCAUCCUGGCAACUGAUUCAACUAUUUUAAUCAUUGGAUUUUCUGAUUGGAAUUCCAAUCUCUCUCAA
This is a messenger RNA of Dioscorea cayenensis subsp. rotundata (Guinea yam), 639 nucleotides long. RefSeq lists its product as uncharacterized. The record is from RefSeq and is a predicted model, not a curated record. NCBI's taxonomy places the organism in Eukaryota, Viridiplantae, Streptophyta, Magnoliopsida, Dioscoreales, Dioscoreaceae. The coding region runs from base 52 to 438 and encodes 128 amino acids. The transcript is spliced from 2 exons.